Lotus japonicus is the source of this 1783-nucleotide messenger RNA. Its product is annotated as delta(8)-fatty-acid desaturase 2-like. Gene Ontology annotation, biological process: lipid metabolic process. The coding region runs from base 295 to 1647 and encodes 450 amino acids. Gene Ontology annotation, cellular component: membrane. The transcript has a single exon. NCBI's taxonomy places the organism in Eukaryota, Viridiplantae, Streptophyta, Magnoliopsida, Fabales, Fabaceae. Gene Ontology annotation, molecular function: oxidoreductase activity, acting on paired donors, with oxidation of a pair of donors resulting in the reduction of molecular oxygen to two molecules of water. The record is from RefSeq and is a predicted model, not a curated record.
UGUUUUGUUUGUGCGGUGACCGUUAACUUCGUGCAUAUAAAGUCCUCCUCUGGACAUGAUUCAAACAAACUCUCCUAGAAUAACAAUUAAGGCACAAACUGGGUGAUUUCAAUCAAAGCAGGGGCCUUUCUCCCUGCCAGAACCAUAUCCAAUCAAGGACCCUGCAUCAUAAUUUGAGGUUGUCUUUGUGAAAAACCCAUCACAGGCACAUCAUAAAGGGGAUUCCUUGAUUUGAGAUCUUGUUGCUUUGCAGUUGCAGGAUCAGAACUUUCACUUUUCUGUUAAAUCAUAGUUAUGAAGGGUGAGGAGGGGAACAAGAGGUACAUCAGCUCUGAGGAGUUGAAGGAGCACAACAAGCAAGGAGAUCUGUGGAUAUCAAUUCAGGGUAAGGUUUACAAUGUCUCUGAUUGGGCCAAGGAUCACCCUGGUGGUGAGGUUCCCCUUUUGAAUCUUGCUGGCCAGGAUGUCACUGAUGCAUUCAUUGCAUACCAUCCUGGCUCAGCAUGGCAAUAUCUUGACAAAUUCUUCACCGGGUAUCACCUCAACGAUUUCCAAGUCUCUGAGGUAUCCAGGGAUUACAGGAAACUCGUGACCGAGUUUGUCAAAUUGGGGCUUUUUGAGAAGAAAGAGCAUGUCACCUUAUACACCCUCACCUCUGUUGCUGUUAUGUUUUCCAUUGUUGUUUAUGCCGUCCUCAGAUGCACAAGCGUGUGGGCUCAUUUGGGCUCUGCCAUGUUGCUGGGUUUGCUUUGGAUGCAGAGCACUUAUGUGGGUCAUGAUUCUGGUCACUAUGAGGUUAUGUCGAGUCGCGGUUACAACAAAUUAGCCCAAGUUUUGUGUGGGAAUUGUAUGACUGGGAUAAGCAUUGCCUGGUGGAAAUGGACUCACAAUGCUCAUCACAUUGCCUGUAACAGUCUUGACUAUGAUCCUGAUCUGCAGCAUAUCCCUGUUUUUGCUGUAUCUUCUCGUUUCUUCAGUUCCAUUAGAUCUUGUUUCUAUGGGAGGGAGCUCAAGUUUGAUGCUUUGUCAAGGUUUCUGAUCAGUUACCAGCACUGGACAUUCUACCCGGUCCUGUGCUUUGCCAGGGUCAACUUGUACCUUCAGACUCUUCUGCUCUUGUUUUCAGGGCGUAAAGUCCCAGAUAGAGCUUUAAACAUAUUGGGGAUCCUUGUAUUUUGGACUUGGUUCCCUCUUCUUUUGUCGUGUCUUCCAAAUUGGCCAGAAAGGGUUAUGUUUGUGCUAGCUUCCUUUGUUGUUUGUUCUGUUCAGCAUCUGCAAUUCUGUUUGAACCAUUUUGCUGCAAAUGUGUAUGUGGGGCCACCAAAGGGGAAUGACUGGUUUGAGAAGCAGACAAGUGGGACAUUGGACAUCUCUUGCUCAUCUUGGAUGGAUUGGUUCUUUGGUGGUUUGCAGUUUCAGCUUGAGCAUCAUUUGUUCCCAAGGCUUCCAAGGGCUCAAUUGAGGAAGAUAUCUCCAUUGGUGAUUGAUCUUUGCAAGAAGCAUAAUUUGCCUUACAGGAGUUUGUCAUUUGUGGAGGCCAAUCUUUGGACUCUUAAGACACUCAGAACUGCUGCUCUUCAAGCAAGGAACCUCAUUGAUCCUUCUUCCCAGAAUUUGUUGUGGGAAGCUUUCAACACUCAUGGUUGAGCAUUUGAAUUUAAUUUCCCUAUUGUUAGUUAACGUACAAUAAUGAUGAUAGGAUCACAAUAUACGUGCUCGUGCUCUGCAUCUAAACAAAUUCUAGAUCAUAGUUCCCUUUUGACCUAUGACCUUUUCUUGUUCA